Momordica charantia (bitter melon) is the source of this 2058-nucleotide messenger RNA. It is a transcript of the gene SSE1, whose product is annotated as shrunken seed protein (SSE1). Gene Ontology annotation, biological process: peroxisome organization. Lineage: Eukaryota; Viridiplantae; Streptophyta; Magnoliopsida; Cucurbitales; Cucurbitaceae. The record is from RefSeq and is a predicted model, not a curated record. Gene Ontology annotation, cellular component: peroxisomal membrane.
GAAAAAGAAUGAUAUUGACAAUUGACGUAUGUGUGUCUCUCUCGAUCUCCUAUGUGUAACCAAAUUUCUAGAGAGAUGUGAAGGAUUUUUCAGAUUGGCAGCGGUAAAUUGGGUGGUGGGGCUGAUGAAAUUUACAGUUUUAAUUUUUAUAAAAUCCCAAUUCGGUUGCUUGUUGUCUCCUCCGUCCUUCCCCUGGAAUUUCUCCAUCGUCAGCAGCAAGCUCUUCGUUAGAAGUUUCCUGAAAAGUUCGCGAAAGAGAUUCAUCGUUUUGAAUGACCUUACAGUUCUGUUGAAGAUUUACUUUCGGCCAUGAGGGAAUUUUUCGUUGUUCCGUCACUAGGGUUUUAGUUUGCACCGGGUGCUUGGACGAUUGUUUUUUUUCUUCUCUCUUUUGUUGCUGGUGCUGUUUUGGGAAUUAUUUUUUUGAGUUCAUGGAAGCUUAUAAGAAGUGGGUUAGGGAUAACAGACACUAUCUGCACUCUUUGGAGUCUCUUGCAAAUGGCUUGACGUGGCUUCUUCCUGAACGAUUUUCUGAUUCAGAAAUUGGACCAGAAGCAGGUUUUGUGAAACUUUGUUUCUGCCGCUGUCGGCAUUAUCACCGCAGUCAACGAACACAUAAUCGAAACAACUCCAACCCAAAUGCAUGUGAACUCAGCCGGGCCAUCCUCUUUUCCUUAUUCAUUGUGCAUAUCUGCUCUGAAAAACUUGGAAACAUUGAUUGAAGUUGCUGCACAACAAUAUUAUGGCGAUGAUAAGCGAUGGAACUUCAUUGCUGCUACAGAGGCUAUGAAGGUGUUAUUUAGAUUAGCUUUGUUCAAGAAUAGGGGGUACAAGAUGCUUCUCGAAGGAGGCGAAACGCCAAAUAACGAGAAGCAUCUGGCAACCUCAACUUCUCAGCACAAAGCUAAUGCUUUUACGAACCAUGGUGGGGGUCAUGCAUCUGGAUACUCUAGAUAUCUUAAUGGACACAACCAGUGGAAUCUAGAAGGGAGGGCAUUGUCAGCGUUAAGCAGGUUUGGUGAAAACGCUCCGUUGAUUUCGUCUCCAACCUGGUCAUACCAGGUUCAACACCAGAAUGCAAUGUUGAAGCCUCCAGCUACAAUACCUGAGAAGAGGUCAACUCUUUCGACCAUUUUGUCUGAACAGGGUCAUCGCGGGGCUCUUUUCGUAACUGGAGAAGUUCUUUUUAUCACAAGACCGCUUAUUUAUGUUCUACUGAUCCGAAAAUAUGGGAGUCGGUCAUGGACUCCUUGGUUUCUUUCUCUAGCUGUUGACCUCAUCGGGAUGAGCUUUUUAUCAUAUGCUUCUUCAGCUUCAGCAAGUAUAAAAGGUCGACAAUCGCACCUUUCCGACUCCGAGAAGGAUGAGCUGAGAAGACGCAAGAUGCUUUGGGCAUUUUACCUGAUGAGAGACCCAUUUUUUGACAGAUACACAAGGCGAAAACUCGAAAGAACCGAACAAGUUCUGGAACCUGUACCUUUUGUUGGAUUUCUCACAGCUAAAAUUGUGGAGCUCAUUGUUGGAGCUCAGACAAGAUAUACUUACAUGUCAGCUUCAUGAGAUGGGAGGAAAACUGGAGUUUUUACUUAACAUUGCUUCCCUGAAGCUUCAAAGUCUUCCCCUUCUGGUUUCUUCUUCUACACUUCCUUUGUAGAAUUAUUUAGUGAUGUUUCUUUUGCCGUUAAACUGUUUUUGAAAUAAUAAUUUAGCACUGUAUAUUGGUAUUUUGCUGGCAAAAUAAAAUGUCUUUUUGAGUUGGGAAAACUUGUCAAGGGUUGCCUUUUUUUUAAAUAUGGGUUUUCAAUAAUAAUUUUGAAUUAUCAUUCACAUAUUCAAUAUAAAUCACUUGUUUUUUGGUGUUGAUCAAAGAUUUUUUUUUUGGGUAAUUUUGUAGUGGGGUGUGUUAAUUUUUAUAAUUUAGUUUGGUUAAAAUGUAUUAAAUGGUUCCUAAUAGGCAGUUUUUCAUUUGCCCUUGACUUUUUAUAAUUUCCAAUUAAGUCCUCCCAUAAAAAAAAGAAUUAUUAAAACGUGUUAAAAAGGGAGUUGAUCUAUUAUUAA